AGCCACACCUACGCUCUCUGUCACACUACACCACAAACAGAACCAGGAAGCUCUUUUCGCAGAAAACGAAACUCACAAAUUUUCCUUUCUGAGUGAGUGUGUGAGUGCAGGAAAAUGGCAGAAGCCAGUAUUUCAGUAGAUCAGGAUCAGUUCAUCUGUCCAGUGUGUCUGGAUCUCCUGAAGGAUCCAGUGACUACUCCCUGUGGCCACAAUUUCUGUAAGGUGUGUAUUAAUGGCUUCUGGGAUAAAGAGGAUCUGAAGGGCGUCUACAGCUGUCCCCAGUGUAGAGAGACUUUCACUCCAAGGCCUGUUCUACGCAGGAACAACAUGCUGGCUGAAAUGGUGGAGAAACAAAAUAAGACUGAACUCCAAGCUGCUUCUCCCGCUCACUGUUACACUGGACCUAAAGAUGUGGCGUGUGAUUCCUGCAUCGGGAGAAAACGUAAAGCCAUUAAUUACUGUCUGGUGUGUCGGGCCUCCUAUUGUGAAGAUCAUAUUAAACCUCACUUUCAGUCUCCUGCCUUUAAGAAGCACAAGUUAGUUGAACCCUGUGCAGAGCUCCAGGAGAAGAUCUGCUCUCAGCAUGACAAACCGAUCGAGAUCUACUGUCGUACUGAACAAAGCUUCAUCUGUUACUUGUGUACGAUGGAUGAACACAAAGGUCAUGAUACGGUUGCAGCUAAAACAGAAAGAACUGAAAAACAGAAUGAGGUAAAGGAGAAGCAGAUGAAAUCCCAGCAGAGGAUCCAGGAGAAGCAGAAGAAAGUGCAGGAGCUGAAACAGACUGUCACCACUAUUAAGUUGCGUUCACAGGCAGCAGUAGAUGAGAGUGAGAAGACCUUUACUGAGCUGAUCAGCUCCAUGGAGAAAAAGCGCUCGGAGGUGAAGGAGUUGAUCAGAGCUCAGGAGAAAGCUGAACUGAGUCGAGCUGAACGACUCCUGAAGCAACUGGAGCAGGAGAUUGCUGAUCUUAAGAGGAGAGUCACUGAGCUGGAGCAGCUUUUACACACACACGAUCACAUCCACUUCCUCCAGAGAUUCCCGUCUCUCUGUGCUUCUCCUCAAAGUGAGGCCUCACCCAGCAUCAUCGUCAAUCAACAUCUCUCAUUUGAUGGAGUGAGGAAAUCUCUCUCAGAUCUGAAAAAACGAGUCGAGGAAAUGUGUGAGGAGGAAUUCAACAAAAUCCUUCCACAAGCUGCAGCACUUCAGAAAAGCAGAGAUGAUUUUCUGCAGUAUUUCUGUUAUCUGACUCUGGAUCCCAACACGGUACAUCGUCGACUCAUUCUGUCUGAGAAGAAUAGAGUGGUGAAGCGUAACAGGACAGAACAGCCAUACCCUGAUCAUCCAGAGAGAUUUGACAACUGGCCUCAGGUGUUGUGUAAGGAGAGUGUGAGUGGACGCUGUUACUGGGAGGUGGAAUGGAGCGGUGUUGUGUCCAUAUCAGUCUCCUAUAAAGAGAUCAACAGGAAAGGAGAGGCUCAUGAGUGUUUGUUUGGAUACAACAGUCAGUCCUGGAGUCUGAUGUGUUCUUCCUCUGUCUGUUUCCGGCACAACGGCAUUAAGACUCAGCUCCAAGGUCCAGUGUCCUCCAGAUUAGGUGUGUAUGUGGAUCACAGUGCAGGAAUUCUGUCCUUCUACAGCAUCUCUGACACGAUGAGGCUCCUCCACAGAGUCCACACCACAUUCACUCAGCCUCUAUACGCUGGGUUCAGUGUAGGUUGUACCUCAUCUGUAAGGUUAUGUGACUCAAAAUGAAAUGUUAGUAAAAGGGGUCAUUUAGUAUUAGUAUUAUUAACUGGCCAAGCACCCUCUUCUUAUUUACCUCUUCUUCUUCUUCUUCUUCUUCUUCUUCUUCUUCUUCUUCUUCUUCUUCUUCCUCUUCUUCUUCUUCUUCCUCCACGUGUUCUUUUUCUGGCUAGGGUAACUAUGACAGCCCAAAGAACCAUCAGUUAAAAAUUUGGGCCAAGGAUCUUCAGGUCUUCAGGACCAUGCCCUGAGGCUAUGCAGCAAAUUUUAUAACAGCCCCACUUACUGGUAAAAAGUUACAAUAUCAUGUCUAAAAUGCUUACAUAAGUGCAAUUUUACGACUAUUUAACUGUAUGCAUCAUUAACAAAUUGAUUAUACUGAUAUGAAACUGUUGGAAAUAAAAUUUUUUGGGGGGAAGCAACACACUGCGCGGUCCCAACAAAUACAAAACUGAGGGCUGACAGGCCCAGUUGAGAAAGACAGGGACGUGUAGAUCCAAUCAAGUAUUUACUCAUAUUAGCCACUCAUACUAACGACAGUAGUAGUAAUACUCACUAUUUAGGGGGUACAAAGUUAAUCAACGUGUAAUCAAAGUAGUCAGGGUUCAAAACAAUAUAUACGUGUAGUAUGUGAGGCUUUAUAGCCUCAGAGCGGGAAAUUUUGGAAAUAGAAUAGACAUGAAAUAAACACGAGGGAGACCAAGUAUGAGUAGUAUGUAAUUUUAUUGAGAAUUCACUGGGCUGGUGGACUGUAUGAACAGAUGUUCACCUAAGACAAAACACACACAGAUAAGCAAUGCGCAGGGGGAUAACAAUACAUGUUUUGGUUAGUGUGGCAGGCCUCAGGGUGUAGGAGGAGAACGUCUGCACGUAGGCACUAGUUAAACUAAGACACACACACACACACACACACACACACACACACACACACACACACACACACACACACACAGAGGCCUGGUGUAUAUGCAGAAAACAGAAAUAAACUAUUAUAGGGUAAUGUACAGGCAAGCACUAUAAAAAAGAAAUAGAGAACAAACAUAAAACAAACAUAAAAUUUACUCAUAAUGUAGAGAUGGUGUGUUUGGGGGUGUGGAGAGUCCUUUCUCAAUGAAGGUCCAGUCAGGAGUGACACAGACGAAGGUCAGGUUAUUUUUUAAGAGUGAAACAAGACAAAAUAUAAGGGUAUUGAUAUAAGAGCUGCACCUGCGAGAUAAGGGACUCUGGGAACGGCGAGGGCCUCGAGAUGUUGAUUAACAUAUGCAAUGGUGUUCUGGGUCAGCCUGACCCUAAGAAAACCGUAUAAAUAGGACAGCUUCAGCUCUGGGUUUUUUUAGAUCACUCUUGGGACAUCUCAACUGUGUGGAUCUCAUGGAACAAAUAAACUUGGACCCUUGCUUCUUCUCA
This is a messenger RNA of Ictalurus punctatus (channel catfish), 3153 nucleotides long. RefSeq names its product tripartite motif-containing protein 16. Lineage: Eukaryota; Metazoa; Chordata; Actinopteri; Siluriformes; Ictaluridae. The transcript has 6 exons. Bases 115 to 1755 code for a protein of 546 amino acids. Gene Ontology annotation, molecular function: protein binding; zinc ion binding. The record is from RefSeq and is a predicted model, not a curated record.